This is a messenger RNA of Gopherus evgoodei (Goodes thornscrub tortoise), 363 nucleotides long. RefSeq names its product glycoprotein hormones, alpha polypeptide (gene CGA). Gene Ontology annotation, molecular function: follicle-stimulating hormone activity. The record is from RefSeq and is a predicted model, not a curated record. The transcript is spliced from 3 exons. Gene Ontology annotation, biological process: thyroid hormone generation; positive regulation of steroid biosynthetic process. Gene Ontology annotation, cellular component: follicle-stimulating hormone complex; extracellular region. The coding region runs from base 1 to 363 and encodes 120 amino acids. NCBI's taxonomy places the organism in Eukaryota, Metazoa, Chordata, Testudines, Testudinidae.
AUGGAUUACUAUGGGAAGUACGCAGCGGUCACUCUAGUCAUGUUGUCCGUGUUUCUGCAUAUUCUUCAUUCUUUUCCAGAUGGAGAGUUCCUCACACAGGGUUGUCCAGAAUGCAAGCUAGGGGAGAACAGGUUCUUCUCAAAGCCAGGAGCUCCCAUUUACCAGUGCACAGGAUGUUGUUUCUCCAGGGCUUAUCCCACUCCCAUGAGAUCAAAGAAGACAAUGCUCGUUCCAAAGAACAUUACAUCAGAGGCAACAUGCUGUGUAGCAAAAGCCUUUACAAAGAUUACCCUUAAGGACAACGUGAAGAUAGAGAAUCACACAGACUGUCAUUGCAGCACCUGCUACUAUCAUAAAUCUUAA